CACGGUCGCACAAAACGUGCCUCACAUCACUCAAACUCCUUAUAAAAAAAAAAACUUUCCAAAAAACUAGUCAUAAGCUCCUCAACAAUGCCACCACUGAUAUCUCUCCUCUUGGUCCUCACGAUCCUCCAGGUCAAUUUAGUGUCCUCCCAAGACCUCAAAACGAUUUUUCGCACCCCAAACAAACGCAAUUAUGACGAAUUCGAAAUCCUCGAACGUUCCAACUUCGAAUCGGACAAUUCAGAUUUGAAAAAUUACCCCGAGAAACCUAAAUCGUAUGCAAAUGCCCAAAUUUUGCUCAGAAUUGGUGGAGGAGAAAAAGAUGGCUGUGCUUGUGGUAACAAUUGCAAGUGUUGUGGUGGAGGAAAUUGUCCUUAUUGUCCUCUGUGUUUAUGUCUGCCGCCUUGUUACCCCUACUUACCCCAUCUACUUGCUCAACCAAUCAAACCAGUCGAUGAUAUUCCCCCACCACCAAAAGAACUACCCCCACCACCAAAACUCAGCGAAAAUGAACUAAACGAAAACGUUGUUGAUGAAAUAGGAGAAAAUGUCAAAAAUGAACAUCCUAUCAUUUUGGAUACUGUGAAAAUACCAGAUGAAGCCAUAAAACCGAUUGAUGACCUUGAAAGGUGUCUCAAGGACGUGUCCUCAAAAAUCGAUCCAAAACAAGUGUCACCAAAUGUCAAAUUCAUGGCUUUGGAUUUAAGUAAAGUACCGAAAAAUGCUGACAACACGCGUGACCUUGAAGAGUCACUUAUUCCCUAUUUGGGAAGUGGCCAGGUCCGUCCUAAGCUUUUAGUGACUCAUCCGAUUUUUAAUAGACCUCAAAGUGAUGUGGUACCAGUUGUGAGUGGAUACAAAUUUUCUGAAGGUUCGUGGUACUAUUCCGAUCCUGUUAAAAGUGUAGAGUACCAAAAACCACCAAUUUUGACAGUUUUGGGGCCACAAAAAUUAGUAAGGUAUUUGGUAGUACCAGUGACUGAACCAGCAGUGGUACCACACGACGAGGAUUGCUGUUGUUGCAGUUGUGCGAAAUAUGUUGGGGAGUUGAACGAAAAAAUGGCGUAAUGUAGCACUAUUUAUUAUUUAUUGUUGGUAGUAGUAUUUUUUUAAUAGUAAAAAAAACCAAGUAAAACUUUUUGUGCAUA
This is a messenger RNA of Tribolium madens (black flour beetle), 1148 nucleotides long. RefSeq lists its product as uncharacterized. The record is from RefSeq and is a predicted model, not a curated record. The transcript has 2 exons. Bases 88 to 1068 code for a protein of 326 amino acids. Lineage: Eukaryota; Metazoa; Arthropoda; Insecta; Coleoptera; Tenebrionidae.